AUCAAAUCCAGCUAACCGAGUUAGCGACGUACGAAGAACGGGCCCCUGGUCUCAUAUAGCCCACCACAGUAUACAAAGUUUUGUUUAUAGGGGUUGGAAAAAGGCAGCUGUCGCGUGCAUGCCCCCUCAUACAGAGCAGAACAAACGCUGUAUUCAUCUGCUUGUGAAACUCACCUGGAGCAUAAUAAUAAUAUCAUUAAUGCAGCUGGACGUCUGAUCCACUGUCACUUCUUAACAUGCGGAAUAUCUGUGGUGUCCUGAUCGCCUGGGCUCUGCUGCUGCUGCAUGUCCGAGCCCAGUCUCAUAACAGACCGACAUUCACAUGUGGUGGGAAUAUAACAGGAGACUCGGGUGUUAUCGGCAGUCAGGGUUAUCCUGGAGUCUAUCCACCCAACACCAAAUGUGUGUGGAGAAUUACAGUUCCAGAUGGCAAAGUGGUUGUCCUGUCAUUCAGAUCCCUUGAUUUAGAGAGUGACAACCUGUGCAGGUACGAUUUUGUGGAUGUUUACAGUGGUCACGCCAAUGUCCAGCGUCUCGGCCGCUUCUGCGGGACGUUCAGACCAGGAGCUCUUGUUUCCACAAGCAACAAGAUGCUUCUGCAGAUGGUAUCUGAUGCCAACACAGCUGGUAGUGGUUUUCUGGCCGUGUACUCCGCUGCCAACCCACAUGAACGAGGGGAUCAGUACUGCGGUGGCAGAUUAGUGAAGCCAUCAGGAACCUUCAAGACCCCUAACUGGCCAGAUAAAGACUAUCCCGCCGGAGUCACGUGUUCCUGGCAUAUAGUGGCCCCAAAAAACCAGAUCAUUGAGGUGAAAUUUGAGAAAUUCGAUGUGGAGAGGGACAACUACUGCCGUUAUGAUUACGUCGCCAUUUUUAACGGAGGAGAAAUCAACGACGCCAAAAGAAUUGGGAAAUACUGUGGAGACAGUCCACCGGCGCCAGUGCUUUCCGAGGGGAAUCAACUCUUCAUACAGUUUCUCUCCGAUCUCAGUUUAACAGCAGAUGGUUUUAUCGGUCAUUACAAAUUUAGACCGAAGAAGUUGCCCACCACAACUGUCCCACCGACCACAACAGCCCCGCCCACUACCACCAGACCCAUACCUUUGAAGUAUUCUGCAGCGCUGUGUCAACAGAAAUGCAAACGCAAGGGAACCCCUGAGAGCCACUACUGUUCCAGCAACUUUGUGAUUACAGGAACGGUUAUUACUGCUCUAACACGUGGAGGAAGCAUGUACGUCACCAUCUCUAUCAUCAAUGUUUAUAAGGAGGGCAAUCUGGCCAUCCAGCAGGCUGGCAAAACCAUGAGCACCAAGAUUGUCAUCCUGUGCAAGAAAUGUCCCUAUGUCAGGCGAGGUUUGAACUACAUCUUCAUGGGCCAGGUGGACGAGGACGGGCGUGGGAUGAUCGCACCCCAUCAUUUCGUUAUGGCUUUCAAAGCCAAGAACCAGAGGGCCUUUGCCAUACUGAAGAACAAACACUGCUGAUCUAUCACAGACGCAAAGAAUCUCAUCCCGCAUGACUGAACUUUCAUCACGGACCCCGACAAUGACGGCCGAGAAUUGCUGAAGCACAAAACACAGGGUCUGGCUCUUUCUUACAUAUCAUCCUACUGUUGUGAUGAGAUUCAAAAUGACAGCAAGGAUUUAAGUUCCUGGGGAGAGACAAUAGAAUGUAAAGAUGUUUAUUUAGUGAUCAUAUAGCGAACUCAAAGGGAACGUAUGUGCGUUUGUAGCAUCAUUUUGUCAUCUUCAUGAUGGAUUUGUGUUACAUUUUGUCUAUUAAAUAUCAUCAGAGGAACUGAUUCAGUGGUGAAUGUUAAGUUAUAAAUUAUUUGAGAUAAAAAUAAAGUCAGUUUUAUCAUUUAGAUUUUCAA
Triplophysa dalaica is the source of this 1873-nucleotide messenger RNA. It is a transcript of the gene pcolce2b, whose product is annotated as procollagen C-endopeptidase enhancer 2b. Lineage: Eukaryota; Metazoa; Chordata; Actinopteri; Cypriniformes; Nemacheilidae. The record is from RefSeq and is a predicted model, not a curated record. Gene Ontology annotation, molecular function: protein binding. The transcript has 10 exons. The coding region runs from base 237 to 1484 and encodes 415 amino acids.